GCGAGUGAAAGAUGGCGGAGGGCGGCGGCGCCGGCGGCGAGGAGGGCGAGGAGGGGCCGAGGGCGGUGGGGCCGCGGCCCCCGAGCGCGCGGGACUUGCAGUUGGCCUUGGCAGAAUUAUAUGAAGAUGAAGUGAAAUGCAAAGCUUCCAAAUCUGAUAGACCUCACGCUACAGCCUUUAAAAGCCCACGAACACCACCUCAAAGGUUCUAUUCAAGUGAACAUGAAUGCAGUGGAUUACAUAUAGUUCGACCUUCAACUGGGAAAAUUGUGAAUGAACUUUUCAAAGAGGCAAGGGAACAUGGGGCUGUCCCUCUGAAUGAAGCCACAAGAGCUUCGAGUGAUGACAAAUCUAAGUCUUUUACAGGUGGAGGAUACAGAUUGGGUAAUUCCUUUUGUAAGCGGUCUGAAUACAUCUAUGGAGAAAAUCAGUUGCAAGAUGUUCAGAUUUUGCUUAAACUGUGGAGCAAUGGUUUCAGCUUAGACGAUGGAGAAUUGAGACCUUACAGUGACCCAACAAAUGCUCAGUUUCUGGAGUCCGUUAAGAGAGGAGAGAUUCCCCUGGAGCUUCAGCGGCUGGUUCACAGAGGCCACGUGAAUCUGGAUAUGGAGGAUCAUCACGAUGAAGAAUACAUAAAACCUAGACUGAGGUUCAAGGCUUUCAGUGGAGAAGGACAAAAACUUGGAAGCCUCACACCUGAAAUAGUCAGUACGCCUUCCUCCCCAGAAGAAGAGGAGAAGUCACUACUUAAUGCAGUUGUUCUUAUUGAUGAUUCCGUGCCAACGACCAAAAUUCAGAUCAGGUUAGCAGACGGGAGCCGUUUGAUACAAAGAUUCAAUAGCACACACAGGAUCCUGGAUGUUCGGGACUUUAUUGUACGGUCCCGUCCUGAAUUUGCAGCUCUUGACUUUAUUCUCGUGACUUCAUUUCCAAACAAAGAGCUAACAGAUGAAAGCCUGACACUACAAGAAGCAGAUAUUCUUAACACUGUGAUACUCCAGCAACUAAAAUGAUAUUGCUCCUACCCCUGCAGUAGCAUGUAGGAACGGUAACGUGCCAUAUUAGUGAGGAAAACACUUAGAGCGUAAAAAGUUACUUUUAUUAUUUAUACAGAUAAAUUUUGGUUUUAUUCUUAUUCUGUCUUCCAGCUUUAGUCUAGACAAAUUUGGACUAGGAAUAGAUCUUGAGAAAUAUGUUUGAGGUUUUAGCUGCAAGGGCUGGCUUCUGUUGAUAGCUUUUAAAUAUUCAGGCAAACCAAUUUGAUACAUGAUCAGAGUUAAUGCAACAACAUUUGUUUGCAGAGAAAAUGAACAAAACCCCAUUUUGAUAAAUGCAUUUGGUAAAAUCUGCACUAAAGUUUCUUGAUGCUGCAUUGAUCAACAGCCAUUAAGAAAUCUUCUGACCAAAUACUUUGAAAAAUUUUCUGUAAUGUGUACCGAAAAGUAUCUGUAUCUGAUUUUGAAAUACUUUGAUCAUACGAUAAUUAUUUCUCCUAUUAAGAUUUUACACAUCCUUUUUCCUUGCUGAUUUAGCUGUUUACUCAUGUCAGAAAAUACAGUUUAGCCUUGUAUUUUACAGGACUCUGACCAUCCUAAACUAGAAACAAAGACAAAGGUCAGCAGUUCCUGAGGAGAUGUGUCCACCAGCACUUUAGAGUAACUCCAGUCCCUCGCAGAGCCUGUCGUGACCACAUUCACUUAUUCAUUCAGCACGUUGUUCUAGAGGACCCAUUACAUAUACUAAACACUGUUCUAAGUGUUCGACCCAGAAUGUAGUCUAUUGCAAGACCAAAUGAGUGUAGAAAUACAGGAAUGUAAAUUCUGUCAGCCAGACUGGAUCUGAAGAGUUACCAGCGUAAAUGUCUGCGUUUCUGCUGACGCCACAUAUUUCCUGAGUGAGGGAGGCUACAGCAGGAUGAGAGAAAAGCUUUUCCUUCUUCCCAGACACCAUUUCAUCUUUGGUCACCCCUCCUGGUUAGUCUUUUUUUGUAGUCUUUUAUUGCUGCUGUAACAAAUUACUACAAAUUUAGUGGCUUAAAAUAGCCUAGGUUUCUUCUAUAGGUGAGAUGUCUCACGUGGGUCUCACUGGGCUAAAGUCGGGUGUCAACAGGGCAGCAUUCCUCUGGGGAGGCUCUAGGGGAGAAAUGUUUCCUUGCCUUUCCAACUUGGAGAGGCCACCUGCAUUCCUGGGCCUGUGGCCCUUUUCCAUCUUCACGACCAGCAAUACUGUAUGUAUCUGGCUCCAGCGUCAUCACAUCUCUUUGAGGACAGUCGGGAAAGAGUCUCUGCUUCUGAGGACUCAUGUGAUUAGAUGGGUCUGCCAGAUACUCCAGGAUGACCUCCCAUCACAAGGUCCACAGUAACCUUAACCGAAUCCUUGAAAUCCCUUUUGUCGUGUAAGGUGACCUGUCACAGGUCCCUUCUGCAGGCACCAGGGGUGGUCUCUUCUUCGCCUCAUCCAACUUGUAGAGGCGGGUGGCAUCCCUUCCCUUGCGGCCGUAUCCCUCCACGUCUCCGCUUCUGUCCUGACAUCAUUUACUUCCGACUUUGAUCCUCCUGCUGUCUUCUUACAAGCACCCUAGUGCUUACAUUAGGUUCACACAGAUAAUCCAGGAUAAUCUCCUCAUCUAAAGUAUGAGUGAGCAUCUUGGUGUGCAUCCUGGGACACAGUUUCUCUCCAUCUGUGAACCUAGAGACCCAGGUAUCUGCUCCCAAAUAUAAGGGUUAGACAGGCAUAGAAUAAUCGUUACAAACCUUCCUGUUCAAGAAAAUAGAAACUGGAAGGGAAGAAGGAGGCAGCAGUGCCAAGCGAUUUAGAAGUUCAGCCAGGCACAGUCCGUUAGGUUUCGGGGCCUGCGAAUAUCUUCUGUGGCUCCCAGCAGCAUCCCACAGACGUGUGGCUUUCCCUCAGGGUCUUCCUUAUACAUGAAAGGUAGCAGGUGUCUGCAGCUGAGUACUUUUGUCAGCUUGUUUCUUGCCUGUGGAAUCGUGGGAGGUCCAGCCAUCUUUUUUCGUUUCAUUCUGUCUCUGUCCCUUUUAGUUUAAGACGGCAGUGUCCGUGGGUCUUCUGUGCCUGUUACAGAAGUUGCUGCAUUAGACCGGAGGCUCCUCCCCAGAGCUUUCCUAGAUAAUCCAGCUCUCUUUCUGGCCUUUUCUGAGAUGGCUGAGGGGCUCUGUGAGUCACACUCUUAAUCUCUUUAAAGAGCCUUUGAUGUGACUUUUUUUUUUUAUAUUUCUCAGGUAUUAGCAAAAAGUUAUAGGCCACAAUCUCAUCUCUUUCCUUAGAGCCGUCUUUCCUGACAGUGAAUCUCUUAAUGUCUUUGCCGUUCGAGUAAACUAACAAUUUCCAAGUCAUCAAGUCAUGUUUCCUUCUUUUUUAACAGUCCUUUCCUCAAUUGAUCUGCUUCCUCUCACGUUUUACCAUAAUCAGUAGGGAGAAAGCAGGCUGCGCCUUCUCUGCCUUGCUUGGAAGUCUUUUCAGCUCGGUCUCCCUCACGCCUCUGGCUGUCCCCGCGGCUGCACUGCAGCCAAGCCUCCUGCCGCUGUGUCGCCGGCAUCUCUUUACCUUCCGCUUCCCGCAGCACGUUCCGCAUUCCCCCCUGAGCCCUCACUGGCCGCGCCUUUCAGGUCCUUGUCGCUAGUAGGCGUGUCCCCCCAGCAGCCGCGAGCACCCCUUGCCUUCUCGGAGCCCGGGCUGGCUGCUGUCCUCAGGGCUCAAGGCGGCCUCGGCUCUCUCCUCCCGCUGCCCGGGCGCAAGGCCACCUCUGAACUUGUAGGCCUUUGUUACAGCAGCGCUCGCUGCAGGGUGUCUGGCAAAGCCCACUGUGCCUCCUCGCUGCCGCCUGACUGGAAUGUGCCAGGAGGAGCUUUGGACGUGACCUUUCUCCGGGGCUCCCCUCGCUUCCAGGAGCUGAACUUACCCGUGUGAGGGGCGGAUACCGCGGAAGUGUUGAUCUCAGCGCCGCAGAGAAAACUUGUUCUCGGUGUCGUAAUCCAGAGUAAGAGGCGUAGUCCUGAGUCUUCUCCGAAUGGGAAGCUCUGUUCCUUUCCGCUAGUUGAAAAUAACCUGGAGAAUAUAGAAAUGACCGUUCAAAAAGUCAGCCUCUGUCCAGAAAGGUUACCAGGGAUAAACUGCAUUUUCAAGGGGCAAAGCCGUAUUCCUGCAGAAAUAAUCUAUUGAAACAAGUUAGCAUCUUAAAUAGAAGGGCAUUGCCCUGUUUGGGAUUAACAAAAUGGAGAAAACAAUUAACCAAACCCUGUAAAAUUAUUGGAAACGUUAUUCUUGUAGUUCCUUUUUAGUCCGUUAGAUGGAGUGCCUGUAGACGCACAUACAAAAACGACUGCCAUUUCUGUACAUAAUGGUUCCAAAAUAGAUUCCCAUCGGGAGGGAGGAUCAAACAUCCAGAGGGAUGAACAGUACUUUCGUGUGUUCUACAAAGUGUUCUGCUUCGUUUAGAGUUUUCCUGAAUUCUUUGUACUGUUGCAGUCGCUGUAACUUUUAAAAUUUAUAAUCCUCUCAGAAGAGAUUGUGUGACGUCAAUUGUUUUGCAUGACGUGUGUAAGGACGUUUUCACUCACCAAUAAAGAAUGUUUUCACUGAAAGUGAUUGAAAAUCCUUUUCAAAAUUCCCUUUGAUUGGCAGCUUUUUUUGAGUGGCCUAGUGGAGCAUUGUAUGGGUAACAUUUCCCGUGGUACGUCUUUUUGAUGGGCAGAAGGAUCUGAGCUGUAGCGAUGUUAUCUGUUUCCCAUUACUGAUUCUGUUUUUAUUCCACCAAAAUAAAGGUGCAGAUUUUUCUUCACUCUGGCCACACUGGAUCUCUUGAAAACCUUGUCACGACAUGUGUUGUUGAUACAGUGCCUCCUGUUCUCCACUUAAGAGUUUUUGUCCCUAAUCAGUGAUGCACAUAAAUACAUAUGUGUCCAGUGUUGUCAUAAAGGCUAAGAAACACCUUCUGUGAUCCUCUAUCUAAUUUUAAAGUAUCUUUUAAUUCCGAGUAAAUGUUGUGUAAAAGGAGCCCCAUUGCAUAUGUAUAACAGUGUGCGUGGUGUUUGUACGGCACAUAUAAAUCACUCAUGUGGCCCAGAACUAACACCUAGCUGUAGCCUACUUAGCUUAAUACUUAACAAUUUGGCCUCUUUAGAAUUUGGAGCUAUGACCUAAGUCUCUGAAAAAAUAGGAGGGCGGGGAGCUUUUUUUUAGAAAGUUUGAACUUGAUGAUUUAUUUUCUUUUAGAUAAAUGUUUCUGUAUUGUUAAAAACAAGACUGUAGCCCAAAACGGGGCCCCUAAAUGCCAAGGCCCACGUCACCAAACCCUGACUUAGACUUAAUUACAGCGUGGGCUCUCCCGGAAAUGGAAUCUUAAACCAGUCAAUCGACAAUCUGAUCAGCACUAAUUAGGUCAUCUGUCUGAUAAACCCUUGCCACCCCCUAAAGGAAAGUGACCUUUGCCAUAACCACCCUGCUUUUCUGCCAGUGUAUCUUCCUGUUCCCACCCUCUUCUGCCUAAAAAAGUCUCAGCUUGACCAGCUACUGGGAGCUCGUUUCUAUUUGCUAGAUUGGCUGCUGCCCAUUCGUGAAUUGUUCAAUAAAUUCAGCGAGAUGUUUAAAAUUUAUUCAUUUGAAUUUUUUUUUUUUCACACUAUGAAGCAAGAGACUUUCAGAAUCAUUCUGGGGAGCUGCAACCUUACAACUUCCCGAGUCCUGACUAGGUGAUCUCAGAUGGCUUCUUGGGCUGCUCCGAGGAAAGCUACAGUAGGAAAGGUGGAAAUAAGUCCAUUCUGUUGAGUACAUCACAACAUUUCUUGCUUUCUUUGGAGAUAAUUACCAACUUAUUAGCAUGGACUUAGAGACGUCAUACAAUCAGCAAUACAAUAGUUUUUCAAUUGGCUCCUGUCGACUAAAAAAAAAAAAAAAAACACAACAUGAGAGUUAUGAGUUAAGUUUUAUUUGGGGCAAAAUGAGAACUAUAGUCCUGGAGACGGCGUCUCAGAUAGCUCUGAGGACCUGCUCCAAGGUGAUGGGGGAAGGUCAGUGCUAUAUAGGAUCUUAGUGAAGGGCGGACGUGCAGUCAGGCACACACGUGGAGCAGAUGCCACCGUUUGUGAUUUUAGUGCUCUUCUAGAUACGAGGAGAUGCAAGAAUUGGAGCUCAUAAAAUCUUCUCUUGAAAAUAUCUAACUAUCUGAAGGCCUGUUCUGCCAGUUUUUCCCAGAGCACAGAUGCCCCGCUCCUGAUCUCCACCCCGAGCUCCUUUCAGGGGACGUUGAAGGUCAACGGCUGCGCUGGCUACCGACUUCAUCCUUGUAGAGCCAGGUGGCGAGCGACAAGUUUAGUUGGCACUUCUCUUGAAUGAAGUUAUGUGUGUUAAUUAGGCACCAAUAAAAGAGGUCCAUGAGAGUAAAGGCAGCUGCCUUUUUUCCUCCGAAAAUUCUCUCCUGCCCUUUACUCUCUUGAGUGUAAACUCUCUUAGCGCUGCUGUUUAUUCGUGUAGAUGUCAACACAGACGUAUGUACAGCAGUGUCUUUCCUUGCUUUCACCCUGGGGAUAGAAGAGUACUUAAAAGGAGUGCAUGUCCUUUGAUUUUAUGCCUCUGUGUCUGCUUUUUGGUUUAUAUUUUCCUCGUCUGCAUAGGGCACCUUUCAGUGUCCUUUUUAGAACAUUGUUAAUUAUAAAAGGUCCAACAUGGUAGUUUCUGUAGUUAACAUUUUUCCCGCUUUGUUUUUCAUUUUUGUCCCUGUGGGAAAGGCUUGUUUCUUCUGUUGUCAACAGAUUUUAUCAUUUUUAAUCGUAGGAUCAAGAAUGGUAGAAAGUAUAAGUUUUAGUUUUCUAUCAGAAUCUAUGUUGACUAGGAAGUAGCAACAAUAAAUACUACAAAUACUCAGAACAUCAGUAGGCUUGGAAGUGAAAACACGAGCACAGCUGAUGCAAGUGGGCGGUCCUGCCCCCAGCCUGGGAUUUUUAACUGGGUCUGGGCUUUUGAGCACAGGAGGGCAUAGGACGAAGUAACAUUUUCGAGAAAGAAAUGUUCAUCCUUCCUACAAAUCAAUGUCAGAUUUAAUGUUCCCUGAGCUGAAGAGGUCACUCUUAUUAAUGUAGUGAACUUAUAUGCAAAUAAAAGUUUCAUAUAUGCAUGUUAUAAAUACAUGAUAAUAACACCAAGGCUGAGAGGUGGGUGUUUUUUUUUCCUUGAAAACCUAUUAUAAAUGUUUGUAAUGGGAGUAAAUGUUACUGUUUUUUUUGGGGGGGGUGG
Messenger RNA from Delphinapterus leucas (beluga whale), 7248 nucleotides. RefSeq names its product UBX domain protein 2B (gene UBXN2B). Lineage: Eukaryota; Metazoa; Chordata; Mammalia; Artiodactyla; Monodontidae. Gene Ontology annotation, molecular function: ubiquitin binding. Gene Ontology annotation, biological process: Golgi organization; proteasome-mediated ubiquitin-dependent protein catabolic process; autophagosome assembly. Gene Ontology annotation, cellular component: cytosol; nucleus. The record is from RefSeq and is a predicted model, not a curated record.